AUGAACAUGCGUUUCAUACCCCGUUGCGUCGUCACACAGUUAGAAAGCGGCAGCAGAAGAGAAGGAUUCCAUGGCAUACGCCCACUAAUUCUGCUUGCUGCUUCCGCUUUUCCGCUCUGCGUCAGCGAUUCUUUCCCAGUACGGCGUCGCGGCCAGGAGGUAUAUUACCCAACGCUCCGUACCAAACACUACGCGAGUGAAAUUGCAAGGUGUGUCUCAAUGUCGGCAUCGCGCGAACGUGGCGAAGAACCUGACCAUACCCCCAACUUCCUGCCUGGGGUUGAUCGAACAAAGCCUUUCAGUCGGUUGCUUGUUGGCGCUGGAUGCUUCUGGGGCGUGGAAAAGCUGUUCAGGAAGGAAUUCGGAGAUAAGCUUCGAGCAACAACAGUUGGCUAUGCUGGAGGUGCCAGAGAAAACCCGUUGUACAAGGACGUGUGUACGGGGCAAACGGGGCAUUAUGAGGUCGUUGAGAUCCAAUUUUUUGAAGAUAAGACCUCGCUUUCAGAUAUACUCCGAUUCUUCUGGAGAAUCCACGACCCAACAACUUUGAACAGGCAAGGAAACGACGUGGGUCAGCAAUACGGGUCGGCAGUGUUUGUGUACUCUCCCGAACAACGUCGGAUCGCGGAGGCAGUGAAGGAAGAAAUGCAGAGCCACUGGUCGGCCGAACUUACGACCGCGAUAUUUGGAGGGACGCCCAGUUUGCCGUGCGUACGUUUCUGGAAGGCAGAGGAUUACCACCAGUUAUACCUCGAACGAAAUCCUCGUGGCUACUGCAAUCAUCGAGUGCGUUUUUGA
Besnoitia besnoiti is the source of this 798-nucleotide messenger RNA. Its product is annotated as peptide methionine sulfoxide reductase. Bases 1 to 798 code for a protein of 265 amino acids. The record is from RefSeq and is a predicted model, not a curated record. Gene Ontology annotation, molecular function: peptide-methionine (S)-S-oxide reductase activity. NCBI's taxonomy places the organism in Eukaryota, Apicomplexa, Conoidasida, Eucoccidiorida, Sarcocystidae. The transcript is spliced from 2 exons.